AUGUCUGGUUCGUGCUCUGGGCUGGUUAAAUUUGGGGAGAGCAUUGCGGUUGUCGGAUCUGCUGAUUGGCUCGGGUCCUGGACCGAUCCGAAAACCCUCCAAUGGAGCGAAGCCGGCUGGAGCAUUACCCUUGACGCGCCUGCAGGUCAAGACGUGGAGUUCAAAUUUGUGAUUGUAAAGAACGGGAAGAGCGCCGUCUGGGAGGACGGCCCUAACAGGAAGGUGACUGUUCCGGGGGUUGAGCCUCGCGGGAAAGAAUUCAACACCGAUAUCGAUUGGAACAAAACCGCUGCAACCCUGUCGUGGGAGGUUACUAAGGAGGAUAUAGAGGAAUCUUAUAACGAAGCUCCAGUCGGCGGCGACGGCGGGUCCGAGAGCGAGGGGGAGUUUUCAUCCGCGGAAGACGGGGUGGAAUUGGAGGAGAGUGCGUUUGCGCAAAAGUGGGCGGGAAGGGGUGUGGAGUUCAUGCGGAGCAACGCGCACAAGAGCGAGAGGCGCGGCCGGUGGGACACGAGCGGGCUCGACGGGCCGGCUAAGGCGCUGGUGGAGUCUGAUAAGAGCGCGGGGAACUGGUGGCGCAAGCUGGAGGCAGUGGAGAAGCUCCUAUUGCCGUUGGAGCGGGGUCAGCGCCUCGAUGCCAUGAUUUACGCGUCCAUCUACCUGCAGUGGAUCAACACGGGGCAGAUCCCGUGCGUGGAGGACGGCGGGCACAGGCGGCCCAACCGCCACGCGGAGAUCUCCCGCCGCAUCUUCCGCUGGCUGGAGAAGGAGGGCACCAGGGGCUCUGCACUCUCGGCUGAGGAGAAGGUGGUGAUGCGCAAGAUCCAUCCGCGCCUGCCUGCCUUCUCUGCUGACUUCACGGCGUCGGUGCCCCUCACGCGCAUCCGAGACAUUGCCCACCGCAACGACAUCCCGCACAAGCUGAAGCAAGAGAUCAAGCACACGAUUCAGAACAAGCUGCAUCGCAACGCGGGGCCAGAAGAUCUAGUUGCCACAGAGCAGCUGCUGCGCCGGGUGACGCGCACUCCGGGGGAAUACAGUGAAGCCUUUGUGCAGCAGCUGAAGCUCUUCUACGCCGAGUUGAAGGACUUCUUCAAUGCGAGCAGUCUGACGGAGCUGCUGGAGAGCAUUCGCCCCUCUCUGGACGACACGGGCUCUGCCAUGCUACAGAACUUCCUCGCGUGCAAGCAGUCUGUUGACGCACUGCCCUCUUCUGCCCUGGCGAUCGAUGGAGGAGCAGCAGCACAGGGGCGGCAGCGUCCGGGCGGCCGACUGACGAACGACGCUCCUGAUGAGGCCAUUGCCAUGCGCCAGAAGUGGCGACUGGCGGAGAUCUGCCUGGAGGAGUAUUUCUUCGUGCUGUUGAGCAGGUUUCUGAACGAGUUGUUUGACGAGGAAGGGGGGGACAAGGCAGCGGAGGGCAUGGCAGGGGAGAUCCGCAUGGGGCAGCUGGGGCACGUGGGGGUGGCGCUGGGGGCGGCUGUGCUGGGGCUAAGGCACCUGGGGCUGUCCGGGUGGAACCAGGCGGAGUGCUUCUGCCUUGAGAACGAGCUCGCCUCCUGGCAGGCCGCUGGGAUCGGCAGCGCAGGCGUGGCAUCGGAGCAUGACCUGCGGUGGUGGGCGCUGAGGCUCAAGGCAUCUCUGGACCGCAUGAGGCGACUCACAGAGGCCUUCACCGAGACCACGCUUGAGCUCUUCUUUGAGCCCUCGCAGAAGCUGGGCCACGCACUGGGAAUCGAGGAGAACGCUGUGCGGACGUUUGCAGAGGCAGAGAUCCGAUCCAGCGUGGUGUUUCAGUUGGCGAAGCUCACCUCGCUGCUGCUGCGCGUGAUGCGAUCAGUGUUGGGGGCUGAGGGCUGGGAUGUGCUUGUUCCUGGCACUGCUGUGGGCAAGCUCGUAGAGGUAGAGCGCAUAGAUCCCGACCAACUUGCAACUCUCAAGGGCGAGCAGGGGGUGGUGCUGCUGGUGCUGCGCGCAGAGGGAGAUGAGGAGGUGAAGGCAGCAGGAGCCAACCUCAAGGCCGUGGUGCUGCUGCAGGAGCUGCCGCACCUCUCCCACUUGGCCGUCAGAGCCAGACAGGAGGGUGUGCUGCUCAUGACAUGUGAGGAUGAGAACCGAAUCGCUGCCCUUCGCUCCGCUGUUGGCUCUCGAAUCCGUCUCGAAGCAGGAGUGGAAGGAGUGAAGGUCAUUACAGGAGCUGCUGUCGACCAUCACUCCUCGUCCUCCUCCGUGGAUUCUGCCGGUAGUGGUAGCAGUAAGAAGAGCGAGGAUGAAAUGUGGGUGCAGGCACUGAAACCGCAACCUAUCCGAGUGCAGGAGGCGCGGCUGCCAGUGCUGCCACUGCACGAGGCUCAGCUGGCCACGUGUGGCGCCAAGGCCCAUGCAUGCGCUAAGCUGGAAGAGCUCUCCAUUGCCUCCACCUUCGCAGGUGCUGAUUUCUCUGUCCCGCGCUCAGCUGUGAUCACCUUCGGGGUAAUGGAAGAGGCCAUCACCGCUUCCAACCGCCGCACACUCUUCCACCGCCUCGUCUCCACCCUCGACGACCCGAACCUGCAAGGAGCCCCCCUCGACGACACCUGCACGCAAAUCCGCACGCUCCUAGAGGAAUCCCCACUCCCGCCAGCCUUCUUCCGAACCCUCUCGUAUAUUUUCUCCGCGAACGCUCGCCUUAUUGUCCGAUCGAGCGCCAAUGUGGAAGAUUUGGCUGGCAUGUCCGGAGCUGGGCUGUACGAUUCCGUACCUGACGUCACCCUUUCCGAACCUGCUUCGUUCGGCCGAGCCGUAGCCUCGGUGUGGGCGUCUCUGUUCACGCGGCGCGCGGUGCUGAGCCGGCGGGCGGCGGGCGUGCGUCAGAGCGAUGCGGCUAUGGCGGUUCUAGUCCAGGAGUUAAUCUCCCCUCCGGACCUUAGCUUUGUGCUGCAUACUAAGGGGAUUGGCACUGGUGCUGGUGGUGCCCUCGUUGUUCCCAGUCCCCGGCUUGCUAACAGCAACAGUGGCAGCAACAGCAGCAGUGGCAGUGGCAGUAAUGGGAAAGCCACAGGAUCUGUUGCAUCUGCAUCUGCGAGUGGUGCUGCUCCCGGCUCUCCUGCACCGUCGGAUUUCCUCUCCGCUGAGGUGGCACCGGGACUGGGUGAGACUCUGGCGUCCGGCACACGUGGCACUGCGUGGCGCUUUGCUGUUGGGAAAUCCGACGGCUCUGUUCGGAUCCUGGCGUUUGCGAAUUUCAGCGAGAAAAUCGUGAUGGCACCUGCUGCUGGGGGCGGUUCAGUGGGAAGAAAAGCAGGUGGUGGGUCGGGAGGAGGGGGAGGAGUGGCGGCAGCAGGGGGAGGGGUUGUAAUGCAAGCAGUGGAUUACAGUGGUCAGCUGCUCUCUACUUCGCCUGAUGCUCAGGUGGUGCUUGUUAAGAAGCUUUCUGCUGUUGGGUCGUUUCUGGAGGAACGGUUUGGAUCGCCUCAGGACAUUGAAGGGUGUGUUGUGGGGGAUAAGAUCUAUGUGGCCUCCCAUGUAGUCGCAGUCUCCCCUUCCGCGUCGCUUCGCUCCUCCCCUUCCUCCUCCUCCUGCCACGUAUCGUUCCCCGCAUCCACAACUACAGCAGCAGUGCGAACGGCAGCAUCGCACGUGGAACCCGGACGACUCGCGAAUCCGUCAACUCGUAUCGCCCGCGAGUGCAUCUUCUCCGGCGGACCGAAGACCAGAAAAUUACAGCUAUCGAAUGGCAGCCGGAUUCAAUGCAAUUUGACGCCCCCUAUAGUCACAUCCGCUGCGUCUUCCGCUGCAGCGGCAGCCAUGGCAGCUGGGGGCAGCUCCGCUGUGACUAUAGCGAGCAGCUGGUUCACGCUCUGCACGGCUGCCGUCAUCCCCCUUUACACGCUCAUGAUCUUCGCGCCAGACUGGCACGUGACGGAGAGGAUCAUGAGCAGCUCGCUGCCGAGCAUUCUCCUGGGCUUCGUGUACCUCUACCUGCUCUACAAGUCAUGGACGCCCAACACGCUGCUCUACAUGUUCUCCUCCAAAUACUGGCUGCCCGAGCUAGCGGGCAUCACGCAAAUGUUUUCCAGCACUCUCACUGUCGCCUCUGCCUGGAUCCAUCUGCUGGCAGUUGAUCUCUUUGCCGCCAGGCAUGUGUAUUUGGACGGACUGAAGCAGAAGCUAGAGACACGCCAUUCACUCGUGCUCUGCCUCAUGUUCGGCCCUCUAGGCAUCGCCGCUCAUUCCCUCACCAAAACUAUCGCCCAGAUCUUUCGCCGCUCGAGGAGAAGCCGCAACUCAUCGCGGCCUGUACAGGACAUCCCCUCGCCUCCGUGA
Messenger RNA from Closterium sp. Yama58-4, 4305 nucleotides. Lineage: Eukaryota; Viridiplantae; Streptophyta; Zygnematophyceae; Desmidiales; Closteriaceae. The record is from the annotation of a GenBank genome assembly.